Zingiber officinale is the source of this 1520-nucleotide messenger RNA. Its product is annotated as elongation of fatty acids protein 3-like. The record is from RefSeq and is a predicted model, not a curated record. Lineage: Eukaryota; Viridiplantae; Streptophyta; Magnoliopsida; Zingiberales; Zingiberaceae. Gene Ontology annotation, cellular component: endoplasmic reticulum membrane. The coding region runs from base 436 to 1377 and encodes 313 amino acids. Gene Ontology annotation, biological process: sphingolipid biosynthetic process; fatty acid elongation, saturated fatty acid; fatty acid elongation, monounsaturated fatty acid. The transcript has a single exon. Gene Ontology annotation, molecular function: fatty acid elongase activity.
AUAUUUUUGCGUCGUUUCAAACCUGCCCUAAAGUUCCCUGCACAGCUGCACUGUUUACAACGACAAGCGCGUUGGCGAAGAAGGCAAUACGUAGGCACGAAGCGCAUCACAAAAAACGUCGCCUAUUUUUACGCCCCCUCGAGAAAGACCCAGCUUUAUGUCCCUUCCUGGCGCCCUUCCUUUCCUUUCCUCGGCAUAUUAAUUCGUCUCGGCGGCGAACCAUCCGUCGUCACCAACCAGAUCAUCAAGCCGCGCCGCCAGUUCAUUCAAUUCUCGAUCGAGACGAGCAGCGAAGACGAGGCCGAGGAUCUUUCCCAUUUGUCCGAUCUGAACAUCCGCGGCCAGCAAUUGGCAUUCACGGCGAUCAUCGAGAAAUACCAGAGAAAGGGAAGGGAAGGGAAGGGAAGGAGAUCAAUCCGAUUGGGGCUAAUCUGGAUGGAGAAUAUCAGCGGCGGCGGGAUCGUGUAUUGGAUGGCGGAGCACCAGGCCAUCGUCGGCUUUCGGUGGAGCCACGCCCAGUCCUGGGGCUCCACCUGGUCCUUCCUCGUCUCCUCCCUCGCCGCCUACGCCCUCCUCGCUGUCGCCUUCCACCUCUUCGUCCGCCUCCUCCGCCUCAAGCCCCUUCCGCUCGGCCCCCUCCCCGCCCUCCACUCCCUCGCCAUGGCCCUCGCCUCCGCCGCCAUUUUCCUGGGUCUCGUCCUCUCCGUCGCCGCCGAGAUCCGCGACACCCGUUGGUAUUGGCGCGGCCGCUCCCGCACCACCCCGAUGCAGUGGCUCCUCUGCUUCCCCAUCGGCACCCGCCCCUCCGGCCGCGUCUUCUUCUGGUCCUACGCCUUCUACCUCUCCCGCUUCAUCCACCUCCUCCGCACCUUCAUCAACAUCCUCCGCCGACGCCGCUGCGCCCUCGCCGCGGUGUUCCGCCACUCCGCCUUCGUCUGCAUGUCCUUCCUCUGGCUCGAGUUCUCGCAGUCCUUCCAGGUGGUCGCCAUCCUCUCCGCCACGCUCACCCAGACCAUCGUCUUCGGCUACCGCUUCUGGGUCGGCGUCGGCCUCCCGGUCGCCGCCAGGAGCCGGGCCGUUCUCGUGCUCGCCUGCCAGGUCGCGCUCACCGGCUGCAACCUCGUCUGCCACCUCGGCUUCCUGUUCCUCCACUUCGCCAAGGGCGGAUGCAACGGCAUCGGCGCUUGGGUUUUCAACUCCGUUCUCAAUGCCGCGCUGCUCUUCCUCUUCGUCGACUUCUACGUUAAGACGGAGGUGAGGAGGAACAAAGACGAACUCACGAAGGACGACGGCGGGAGCCACCGCCUCCACCACUCCGGUUCUGAACGCCAUCACCACACUAAGCCUCUUCCCUUCGAAGCAAAAAAGGGAACCUAGUUUCUAAGCUCUCUCCUAUGUACAGCAUCGGGUAACAAACAAACACUGUCAUAUUUUUUUUCCCAUUAAAUGAUCAUUUUUUCUUGCAAUAAAUGCAAUGAAACAAUUGCGGUUUAGAUUACGAAUACAUAGCAAUUAAUCAA